Molecule: messenger RNA, 815 nt
Organism: Petromyzon marinus (sea lamprey)
Lineage: Eukaryota; Metazoa; Chordata; Hyperoartia; Petromyzontiformes; Petromyzontidae
Source: RefSeq, a predicted model, not a curated record
CGUGCACGGACAUUUUUCCCUUCCAUUUUUAUAAGCACUGCUUCGAAGUAACACUGCUAAAUAAGCAGAAUUCAUCUUGCCACUAAAGUAACUUUAUGAUGGCGAAUUCCAAAGCGAAAUAACCUGUAUUGCUUUUUUUAAAGGACAUCAUAACAUUCUGAAGGCCAACGCCAUCGAUUCGAUGUACACUUUACCUGCAAUUGGAAUUUGUGCAAGAAAAACAGAUUUUUGGCCCUCAUUGCCGCAAAUGCUCCAGACGUGCGGAGAGAAAACGCCGACAAGAUCGCUGCCGUUAACCUGUUAAGACACGACUAAUUGCAACUGGUUAAAUGGCAUUUUGUGUGCUAGGCUAGCUUGUGAGAGAUCGCGCAAGGACAUCACAAGGCGCUAAAAGACUUCUUCUGUUCAAGAGGUUUGGCAGCACAGGCUCACCGCUAACAAUGGCGACACUAGCGAGGAUCCUGACGCUGAUCCUGAUGGGUGCGCUGGGCACCGUGGCCGAGCGCUUUCUAAUUGGUCUGCAGGCCCCCCAGGCUCUCUCGAACCCAUUCAGCGUGAUGCGACUCGGGGCAGCCUUGCAGAUCGCGUUCGAUUCCCUCAACUCGAACCCCACCUUCAUGCCCAACCACACGUUCGCAUUCACGUACGCCGACUGCGCGUGCGACGCCAAGGUGUCCCUCGACUCCUUUGUGACGCAGGUGCGAGAAAAGGGCAUCAUCGCACUCCUGGGACCGGUGUGUGCCGAGGCGUCCGAGGUGAGCUUUUUCAUUCGUGUCCCCAUACUCAUGCCAUCGUGCUGCCCGCUGUGCAACUGA